GGGACGAGAUUUAUCGAGUAUGCGUAUUAUUUAUUUGUUAGCUUUCUAUCAUUAUGUCUUUAGUUGAAAAUUGAAAUUGAUUACUCGAUUUAUCUUGAAACAUCAUUUGAUCAAGACUUCUAGUGUUUGUGCACAAUGUUGGGCCAAGAGUCUGGUUUCUUACAUCACAUUCAAACUCUUGCUAAUACUUCUACCGGGCUUGCUCUUUCGAAUUCAACUAAGCAGCGGCCCAGCCAUUUCUGCCUGAGAUUCGAUAGCCACGGGUCUCGCUCAGAACUUCCAUCGAACACCCAGCAAUCUAGGACCGACUUCCAUUACAAUAACCUUUAUUCUAAUACACGUGGCAAAAGCUUAGAAGCCUUUUAGCACACGUUUCACCCACCCAACUUUAGCUCCUUCCUUUUUCAUUUCGAAAUUCGAAGCCUUCCUUCUGAUUUUUCAUCGUCGCAGAACGCAGAGAACAAAAAGAUAAUGCACCGCUACAAAUCCUCUCUUCGGUAUCCCAAAUUCGCUGCAUACAGUUUCGUAUCAAAACGGUUCUCUCACCUCGAAACCGCCGGGCCCCUGGCCUCGCUCCUCAGGUCCCGCUCUGUGGUCCGCUUCCGAGGUCCUGAUACUUUGAAGUUCCUCCACGGCCUGCUGACGAACGAUGUACGGAGGUUCGGUGAACCUCUGGGCGAGAGAACCUCGAACUUGCCCACGCCCAAUUUGCCCGCCUUGUCUGUCCCUCCCAUGUACGCCGCGCUCUUGACCCCUCAAGGAAGGUUUCUGUACGACCUGUUCUUGUACAUGCCGCCGAGGCCUGAGGCCAAGCUCGAUAGGAACGGUUCCGGACCCGGUUCGAACUCGGACGAGUCGUUCCAGCUGUUUGCGGAUGUGGAUGCAACUGUUUUGGAUGAGCUCUUGCAGACCUUCAGGAAAUACCGAUUGAGGUCUAAGGUUGAGAUUGAGAAUGUCGCAGAAGACUUCUCUUGCUGGCAGCGUUAUGGUGGGAACCUUUCUGAAAGGUUGUUAUCUGCAGAAGAACCAGAGGCUGCCAGUGUUGGCUGGGGUGGUGGUGUUGAUCGCACUGGAGUGUCAGCUUCACAUGGAGUUAAUCUUGGAUGGCAUUGGUUUAAGGAUCCCAGAUUGGAUUCUCUUGGUUUCAGGGGGAUCUUCCCAGCGGACACAAUACCACCUUUGGUUGAGGCUGACAAAGAAACAGAUGAACAGAAUUAUCUACUCUGGAGGUUGCAGAAGGGGGUUGCAGAAGGCUCGACUGAAAUUCCAAAAGGAGAGGCAAUUCCACUUGAAUACAAUCUCGCGGGUCUGAAUGCAAUAAGCUUUGACAAAGGGUGCUACGUGGGCCAGGAGCUUGUUGCUCGUACACAUCACCGGGGUGUCAUUCGCAAGCGUGCAGUUCCUUUAAGGUUUCUCAGUGAUAGUGGAGAAGAGGUGGAGCAGAAAGUCGCUCCUGGCUCAGAAGUAAAGGACGAUACCUCCCACAAGAAGGUAGGUACGGUGACAACUGCACUAGGGUGUCGUGGGCUGGGACUUCUGCGGUUGGCGGAUGCCUUCAAAGGAUUGGGUGCAUUGACUAUACAAGGAUGCGAGGAUGUGAAGGUCGAGGCUAUUAGACCAGAUUGGUGGCCUGCCGAAUGGUUUCAAGAGCAUCAACAGCACAGUGCUGUUGCUUAAGAGUAAUCCCCCUGUCUUAGCGAGUAUGCUGGCCGUGAAUCUUCUUCGAAGGGUGGAAACCUCGUAGCUCUUCAGUUUUUUUGCCUUCUUCUUAGAAAUAAAAUGGGGCCGUUCUUUAAUCUUUAUUGAAAGAAAUAAAGGAAGAGAAUUUUUGUACAAAACCCUGAUUUGCAUAUUAUUGGGUUUUUGCUCAUUCGGCUUUAGUCCCACAUUGGUGGAGAAUAAAAGAGAAGAUAGGCCAAGACUUACAAAAGGAGAUUUAGCCUUUUUGGUAAAAUGCACCAAUCAGAAGUUUAGUUAGUAAUUUUUUACUUUAGUUAAAUUUCUCUAUUGUCUUUUUUAUAAAAUGAGAAGAGAUGUAAAGUUAAAAUUUUGCUUAUAGGGAAGCUGAGGGUGUAUUUGGGAUGAGAAGAAAAAUUAUGUGAUUGUAAUAAUUUUUUAUAUAUUAGAUUUUCUUAUCUA
Carya illinoinensis is the source of this 2139-nucleotide messenger RNA. Its product is annotated as putative transferase At4g12130, mitochondrial. Gene Ontology annotation, molecular function: protein binding. The record is from RefSeq and is a predicted model, not a curated record. The coding region runs from base 472 to 1677 and encodes 401 amino acids. Lineage: Eukaryota; Viridiplantae; Streptophyta; Magnoliopsida; Fagales; Juglandaceae. Gene Ontology annotation, cellular component: mitochondrial matrix. The transcript is spliced from 5 exons.